Centruroides sculpturatus (bark scorpion) is the source of this 1363-nucleotide messenger RNA. RefSeq names its product kielin/chordin-like protein. The coding region runs from base 149 to 1306 and encodes 385 amino acids. Gene Ontology annotation, molecular function: protein binding. NCBI's taxonomy places the organism in Eukaryota, Metazoa, Arthropoda, Arachnida, Scorpiones, Buthidae. The record is from RefSeq and is a predicted model, not a curated record. The transcript has 10 exons.
GAUUCAUUCAUAAAAUUAAUGACGACACGCCACGAGAAAUUCGAAAAGAAAACUCGUUCGCCAUUGGACGAACAAUCUGUGACGAUGUAAGAAGAGUCAUAUAUAAUAAGAAGGGCAUCGACGGCGGUUCCAUACCAAGCUUAUAAACAUGUUGCAUUUACAGUUUCUUAUUAUUGCUGUUAUUAUCUCGGGAACGAUUUCAAGAUCCAUAAGAAGCACUGAAGAAGUCACAGAAAACCAUUUAGAAUGUACGUGCGAUAAGCGAUAUCUCUCUCACUAUGAAGUCAAAGGCUGCUACCCCAUUUAUGACAGAAAUAAUUCUGCAUGCCCUUCAAGAUUUGAAUGUUUAAACAAUCAAACAGAUAAUACUGAAAUGUGUGUAUAUAAAGGACAAUAUUAUAGUGUUGGAUCCAGCAUAAACACAGGCAACAAUUGUCAAAAAUGCCAAUGUGUUAGGAAUUCUGAAAGUAAAGCUUAUAUUGCAUGCGCAGGCGUGGAAUGUCCUCACAAUUUCCGUCGACCUCCUAUCAGUAAGGGAUGCCGCUUGGUUUAUGAAGAAAAUCAUUGCUGUCCCACCAAAACUGAAUGUGAUCUUGAAAAAUUACCAAAAUGUGAAUUGAAUAAUAAAACGUAUUAUUUGGGAGAACAUAUAUAUCCAGAAGAAGAUCCGUGCCUAAUCUGUCUCUGUGACAAAGAUUGGAAAGGACUCAAAAGUAAGAGUUGCCGCAAGAUAGAUUGUAUUUUUGAAAGAAAAUUUGAUCUUUUGAAGAGAGGAUGUAUACCAGUAUAUCAUGAGAAAACAUGCUGUCCAAUUGAAUACUAUUGCCCCGAAACUCAAGAAUCAGCUCCUAAAAAUGAAUCUGAAAUUGAGGAAAAAUCUGAAAAUGAAUGUUUUUUUGAUGGUAAAAGAUACAAGAUAGGGGAGAAAUUAAAUUAUAAACAAGAAUUGAAUUGUACCACUUGUACUUGCUGCACGCCACCUGAUUUUACUUGCAUACAUCAGUCUUGUCCACCUCCUCCUAAUAAUGAUUAUGAAAAUUGUAAAGCAAACUACAAACAGGGUAUUUGUUGUCCAGAAUAUGACUGUAAACCUAAACACGUUGCUGAAGAAUUAAUUUUAGGCGAUCAAAGUAUAAUGGAAGAAUCCGUAAAAAUUGGUCCUCCUCCAAGUGAAAAUCCUUGCAAUGAAAUGGAAUGUGCAGAUGGAAAACAUUGUCAAUUAAGACAAGUAAAAUGUGACAGAUCAUUUUGUCCUCUUAUUCCAACAUGUAAGUUAUUUUGUAUAUAUUCUAUUACAUCUAUGUAAAAAUUAACACAUCAUCUCAUCUGUUUCAUUCACAACUUGGAGUAAAUAGCAAUGAUA